UGCGGCCCGGGAUGGGGAAAAAAAAAAAAAAAAAUUAAGCAAGUUUCAGACGACACAAUCUGCUUCGACACUCCGCAGGGCGCAGCCUCCGCUAUCGCCUCAGGUGACAAGGUUCACUUUUUGAGAAGAUGAAAGCUCACCGAAAUGAGUGGAAUCGGAAAAAGAUCUGUUGGAUGUGAAUUUCAAAAAAAGAAAAAGGAAAAAAAGGGCAUGGUUUAGUUUUUCAGAAGAAGAAAUCUCACUGAAACAGGUUACGGAGGUUUACUAGCCACGUCAACGCUAGUAACGUGCAACGUGGCAUGAUGACAUGUCAACAUGAUUAGUGACAUGACACAAGCCUCAAAUCAAACACCUCAACUACACAUUUUUUCUUCUCGGUGUACUAAGAUCAAACCAUGAAAGCCGCAACGAAGCAAACCCAGAUCACAACCCAUACCACUCCCACUCCCCACAACCCCAUCACCGACCUCACCUGGUUCGCCCUUGUCGCAGCCACUGUCAAGCUCCUCCUCAUCCCAGCCUACCACAGCACCGACUUCGAGGUCCACCGCCACUGGCUCGCCCUCACCCACACCCUCCCUUUCUCUCAAUGGUACUCCAACGAAACCAGUCCAUGGACCCUCGAUUACCCUCCUUUCUUCGGUUACUUCGAACGCUUUCUCUCUCUAUUCGCUCACUUAAUCGACCCCAUUAUCGUCGACCUACAUAAGGGCCUCAAUUACUCCUCCCCUUCCGUCAUUAUCUUCCAAAGAGUCUCAGUAAUCGUCUCCGAUACUGUUAUGAUUUAUGGGGUUUAUCGGCUGACCCAGAAUUUGGAGUCCAGAAAGCGAAUUUUGAUCUGGGUUUUGAUUGUUUGGUCGCCUGGACUCCUCAUUGUUGACCAUUUGCAUUUUCAGUAUAAUGGGUUUCUUUUGGGGAUUUUGUUGCUUUCGCUGUCGUGGUUGGAGGAAGGAAAGGACUUGAUGGGUGGGUUUGUUUUUGCGGUCUUGUUGUGUUUUAAGCACUUGUUUGCGGUGGCUGCACCGGUUUACUUUGUUUAUUUGUUGCGGCACUACUGUAGUGGAGGGGUGGUGAGGGGGUUCGGGAGGUUGGUGAUGAUGGGGGCAGCCGUCGUGGCGGUUUUCAUGGCGGCGUAUGGGCCAUUUGUAUAUUAUGGCGAGAUACAACAAGUUUUCCAACGCAUGUUCCCUUUUGGCAGGGGACUCUGCCAUGCAUACUGGGCUCCAAAUUUUUGGGUAUUUUAUAUUAUUUUUGAUAAAGGGCUCGCUUUCUUGCUUGCAAAACUGGGAUUUAGCAUCCAAGCGCCAACUGCUUCAUUUACUGGCGGACUAGUGGGAGACUCGUCUCCUUUGGCCGUGCUACCUCAGAUCACUCCUUUGAUUACCUUCAUGAUGGUCCUGGUAGCCUUAUCUCCUUGUCUAAUUAAGGCUUGGAAGGAUCCCCAACCAAGGAUGAUUACUAGAUGGGUAUCCUAUGCUUACAUGUGCGGGUUCCUAUUUGGGUGGCAUGUCCAUGAAAAGGCAUCACUCCACUUUGUGAUCCCUCUUGCCAUUGUUGCAGCUCAAAGCGUGGAGGAUGCCAGGCAUUACCUUUUGUUGUCGAUAGUGUCCUGCUAUUCGCUUUUCCCUCUUUUAUUUGAAGCCCAAGAGUAUCCCAUAAAGGUAUUGCUGUUGCUUUUACACUUCAUUGUCAUGUGGUUUGGAUUUUUGUGGCAUUUCUCGAAGACCAUAGUGGUAGAAGAGACUGUACCAGGGUGGAAAAGAGGUGAUAAAUCGAGAUUAAAGGGGAGUUCUGGCACUGCCAAGAAACAAGGGUUUUAUAUCGGAUGGACCAGAAAGUGUUACCUUUUGGGCCUUUUGGCUGUUGAGACAUGGGGACAGUUUCUACAUCCUAUCGUUUUCGGUACCAGGCUUCCCUUCCUACCCCUCAUGAUGAUUUCUAUAUAUUGUUCAUUAGGGAUGAUGUACUCUUGGAUUUGGCAACUAAGAUGGAUCCUUAGGUCCCAUUGAUUCUAUAAAAUAGGUCAGGUGCUACCAAAUGGCACAUUUAAGUUGCCCUUUACACGGACUAUAUGCUUAAAUGCCUGAACUAUUCAUUUUUGUUCAUUGUAAAGUUUUUGUACAACAGUUUUGCCCCCAAAAAAACGGAAAAAGGCAUUGACACAUUGGGAGACUCAAUGGAAGCCUCACAUUAUAGACUGCUGAGAAACUCGGGUGUGGAAUAAUAAGGCAAGAAGAGAAUAGGAACCUCCAAAAUUUAUCUUUAAAUCCCUCUUCAUUAAGAGCAUAAAAUGAACAGGGAAGGUGAUUGUGUUUAGAUACUGAUAUAGAAUAUUUUGAGAUUCUGCAUUGAAAUAGAAUGUCGUGGCUAUCGGCAUAAUGGGCUUGUUUAAGGAGGACAAAGGCGUUUAUUUUCAUUUGUGGACAAAAGUAUUUAGUUCGUUCAAUUA
Molecule: messenger RNA, 2449 nt
Organism: Cornus florida
Lineage: Eukaryota; Viridiplantae; Streptophyta; Magnoliopsida; Cornales; Cornaceae
Product: probable dolichyl pyrophosphate Glc1Man9GlcNAc2 alpha-1,3-glucosyltransferase
Exons: 7
Coding region: 396-2009 (537 amino acids)
Biological process (GO): protein N-linked glycosylation
Cellular component (GO): endoplasmic reticulum membrane
Molecular function (GO): dolichyl pyrophosphate Glc1Man9GlcNAc2 alpha-1,3-glucosyltransferase activity
Source: RefSeq, a predicted model, not a curated record